This is a messenger RNA of Clonostachys rhizophaga, 834 nucleotides long. NCBI's taxonomy places the organism in Eukaryota, Fungi, Ascomycota, Sordariomycetes, Hypocreales, Bionectriaceae. The record is from the annotation of a GenBank genome assembly.
AUGCCGUGCGCCGACUGUUACCGAGGCCAUGAUCAUCUAGGUCCUGUUCACGGUCACGAGGCCAUGCUACAUGGUCUUGACGUGUACAUCACUGAGCCUCAGACCGGACCGGUUUCCCAGACGGGACUUAUCGUUGUCCUUUCGGAUGCUUUUGGAUGGAACACGAUAAAUCUGCGUGGCGUGGCAGAUAGGUACGCAGAACGGACCGGCUGCAAAGUGUACCUGCCUGAUUUCAUGCAUGGAACAUCUGCACCUGCAUCGAUCAAGUCAGUGGUCGAUAGAGUCCUCACCGAGAAAGGCUUCUGGGGAUGGCUAGUAAAACCAUGGCUCAUAUUGAAGGCAGCAUAUUUUAUGGUGCCUUUCAGUAUACGGAACAACCCCGAGAAGCGCUAUCCAGGCGUUCGACAGUUUAUGGAUGACCUGCGCUGCUCUGAAGCAUCUAAUCUAAAGGUCGGCGUCGUCGGCUUCUGCUGGGGCGCAUAUGGCGUCACGCACUUGGCUCAUGGCGGGUUAGCCAGCAAUGGCAAAACGCUCAUUGACGCAGCGUUCACUGCUCACCCCAGUGAGAUAAAGGUCCCUGAGCAUAUCGAAAACGUGAAGCUCCCUUAUAGCAUGGUUAUUGGCGAUAUCGACUUUGCACUACCCCUGAAGGAUGUGCAGAAAGCAGCUGAAAUUCUAGAGGGGAAGAAAGAUUUAGACAGCGAGGUGGUUAUUAUUCCCAACGCGAAGCAUGGCUUUGCUGUUAGAGGUGAUCCAAAUAACAAGGAGGAUAAGGAGAUGGCUGACCAAGCAGAAGAUCAAUUGGUUAGAUGGUUCGCUAAAUAUCUGGUUUAA